Pollicipes pollicipes is the source of this 1164-nucleotide messenger RNA. Its product is annotated as opsin, ultraviolet-sensitive-like. Gene Ontology annotation, molecular function: G protein-coupled receptor activity. Gene Ontology annotation, biological process: visual perception; G protein-coupled receptor signaling pathway. Lineage: Eukaryota; Metazoa; Arthropoda; Thecostraca; Pollicipedomorpha; Pollicipedidae. The record is from RefSeq and is a predicted model, not a curated record. Gene Ontology annotation, cellular component: membrane.
CGGAGCAGUGGGAUCUCCGCACCACCAUCGGAAGCUCCGACCCCGACAUGGAGGCUUGGCAUAACUUGACGAGGUUGCCGCUGGUGCAGUCGGCCAGGUCCAACCAGAAGAUGAUGGGCUGGAACACCCCCGAAGAGUACCUGGCCUACGUGGAUCCCCACUGGCUGACAUUCCCGGCACCGGACCCCAUGGCGCACUACAUCCUGGGCGUGGUCUACAUCAUCUUCCACAUCGUCUCCGUCCUCGGCAAUGGCAGCGUCCUGUGGAUCUUCCUUACGACAAAGACUCUGCGAACGCCCUCCAACAUGUUCAUUGUCAACCUGGCUUUCAUGGACUUUUUCAUGAUGCUGAAGGCGCCCAUCAUGAUUUACAACAGCUUCCAGCAGGGGCCGGCGCUCGGUUGGGUGGGCUGCGCGGUGUUUGCCACCGUCGGCUCCAUCUCGGGUGCCGGUUCGUCGUGCGCCAACGCCCUCAUCGCCUUCGACCGCUACAAGAAGAUCUCUGAUCCGAUGGGCUCCCACUUCAAGAUGACAGCGGGCAAGGCGUCGCUCCUAAUCCUGGGCAUGUGGAUCUACAUCACACCCUGGUUCCUGCUGCCACUGCUGGAAAUGCUCGGUCGCUACCAGCCUGAAGGCUUUCUCACGACUUGCGGCGGCGACUACCUCACUGAAUCGUGGACCACCAAGGCGUACGUCAUCGGCAUCUUCACCACCGUGUACGCGGUGCCGGUGUUGUCCAUCAUCAUCUUCUAUUACCGCAUCUUCGCGCACGUGGCCGAGCACGAGCAAAACAUGAAGGCGCAAGCGGCCAAGAUGAACGUGAAGAACCUACGCGCCGGCGACAACAGCGUGCGGCAGGAGCUGCGCGUGGCCAAGGUGGGCGUCAUGCUUACCUCUCUCUACCUCUUCGCCUGGACGCCGUACGCCGUCGUCGCCUUCAUGGGCGCGUUCGGCGCCAAGGCGCGCCUGACACCGCUCAUGUCCAUGAUACCGGCCUGCACGUGCAAGACGGCCGCCUGCCUCGACCCGUUCGCCUACGCCAUCAGUCAUCCGGCGUACCGGCAGGAGCUGGAGAAGAGGUGGCCGUGCCUGGGCGUGCGCGAGAAGCAAGAGACACCCAGCACACAGGAGGGCGCCGUCUCCGAGGCAGCUGCCUAGGCGCGCA